AGGAGCAGAAGUUCCACAGCAUUCAGUCAAAGAACUGUGCUAGAUAGAUUGAUUUUAGCUUCUUAGAAUUAAAGCAUUUCGCUGAUAUUCAGAAUGGAGCCCAGAAUGGAACACUCUGGGCUCUUAAGAUCACAGAUUCUACUGAAUGAUUAUUACUGCCCUGACCAUGCAGCCAUUUGUAACCAAACCUCCUGUGUUUUGCCACCCAGUAAUUUCAAUGCCAUUUUAAACACAGUAUUAAGCAUUGUGAUCACAGUCAUGUUAGCCCUGGUCAUGUUUUCAAUGGGCUGCACAGUUGAAGCUAAGAAAUUCUGGGGCCACAUAAGGCGUCCCUGGGGUAUAGCCGUAGGAUUUCUUUGUCAGUUUGGGAUAAUGCCGCUGACAGCCUUCGUCCUUUCCCUGCUUUUUGACAUUCACCCAGUUCAGGCGGUUGUAGUUAUAAUUAUGGGCUGCUGCCCGGGAGGAACUGGCUCCAACAUCGUCGCAUACUGGUUAGAUGGAGACAUGGACUUGAGUAUAAGCAUGACAACCUGUUCCACACUCCUCGCAUUAGGCAUGAUGCCUCUAUGUCUCUUCCUCUACACUAGAACAUUUGUGGAUGCCAGCUCCAUUGUUAUUCCUUAUGAUAGUAUUGGUAUUGCAUUGGUGGCCCUGGUUGUUCCCGUUGGAUUUGGAAUUUUUGUUAACUAUAAAUGGCCAAGAUAUGCAAAGAAAAUACUUAAGAUUGGUUCGAUCACUGGUGGCCUUCUCAUUCUUAUCAUUGCCAUAAUUGGUGGAGUUUUGUACAAAGGAUCAUGGGAAAUUGCACCUAAGCUAUGGAUUUUAGGAACAAUAUUUCCGCUUUGUGGCUAUGCGUUUGGAUUCAUUUUGGCUUAUAUAUCUAAUCAGACAUGGAGCAGGUGUCGCACAGUCUCUUUGGAAACCGGAAUGCAAAAUACUCAGCUUUGUACAACAAUUAUUCAGCUUUCAUUUACACAAGAAGAGCUUAGCUUGAUGUUCACUUUCCCACUUCUCUACAGCAUUUUCCAAAUUGUAUUUGCUAUUUUCCUAAUAAUAGGUUACAGAUUGAUGUUACGGUUCACUCGUGACAAAACAGAAAAUAAGGCUGAUCCAGUGGAUGGAGAAACAAAUGCUGGGUUUCAAAUGGAGGACAAAUUAAGCAACGGAGAUGUCAGUGACAAGCCAGAACAAUGCCAGAUUGAAAGUGAUAAGCCAGAACAAUACCAGAUUGAAAGUGAUAAACCAGAACCAUACCAGAUUGAAAGUGAUAAGCCAGAACCAUACCAGAUUGAAAGUGAUAAGCCAGAACCAUACCAGAUUGAAAGUGAUAAGCCAGAACCAUACCAGAUUGAAAGUUGAACGUAUGAAAUUAACUUUUGACAGGGGUUUAUCUUUUUCUAUUGGGCUGAGAUGCCAAAUAGGAAAUCAGAGGCACAUGAUGGCAAAAUCAAACCAAGCCUGCAGUAUUUAUUGCUUACCAUUUUAGAUCCCCCCCAUAUGAUGUCUCAAUAAAUAAGGAAAGGUUCCAAUGAUCCUUUUUCAAGUAGAGGUGCUUUUUUACACCACAAUGAACACUGCAUCUCCAGUACCAGUUGCAUUCCCUGUAACUGUGGCACAUUGUCAACUUUUUGUCUAGGACUUUGUACAUCAUGCUACCUUAGAUGGACUAUUUACUGUAUAGUGAUAUGAAAUAGCAAUGCAUUUCCACAUUAAAAGUAACACUGAAAUGUCUUCCUGUAUAUACUAAUAAAUUAUUGUGUACAUUAUA
This is a messenger RNA of Rana temporaria (common frog), 1768 nucleotides long. RefSeq names its product ileal sodium/bile acid cotransporter-like. NCBI's taxonomy places the organism in Eukaryota, Metazoa, Chordata, Amphibia, Anura, Ranidae. Gene Ontology annotation, molecular function: bile acid:sodium symporter activity. Gene Ontology annotation, biological process: bile acid and bile salt transport. The record is from RefSeq and is a predicted model, not a curated record. Gene Ontology annotation, cellular component: apical plasma membrane. The transcript is spliced from 6 exons. Bases 94 to 1359 code for a protein of 421 amino acids.